This is a messenger RNA of Symbiodinium sp. CCMP2456, 1008 nucleotides long. NCBI's taxonomy places the organism in Eukaryota, Dinophyceae, Suessiales, Symbiodiniaceae. The record is from the annotation of a GenBank genome assembly.
AUGGAUGGUUCUGAGAGCGACUCUGACACAACGGGCUUUUGCCCGGCGACUCCGCGAUCACCUCGUCUACUGCGGAGGGGUUUACCGAGUUCCCGAACCCGGGGCUUCUUCCACGUGCGCUAUGGGGGCAUCGGCCGUUUUGAGGAGUUCAUUCGAACAGACCUCUUCCACUACUUGGCUAACAUGCCUUUUCGGUACUUGGUUCUGGUCUACGCCGUGACAUACUUUCUUGGAUGGGUGGCUUUUACUUUCUGGUGGCAAGCGGUGGCAGAGGGAUGCGAACCAAAGGAUCUCACCUUCCGUCGUGCUUUUUUGCUUUCCCUGGAGACGAUGACGACGAUUGGGUAUGGAGUUUCGGACCCGUUCUUUGACGAUUGCCGCGGAGUCAUUCCGCUCCUGGUGGUACAAUCCCUACUGGGACUAUUGAUGGACACGUAUUUCCUGAAUCUGAUGUACACGCGUCUUUCAACCGCCGUCAAACGUGCGUCGAGUAUUAUUUUCAGCGACGUAGCUGUGGUAUUUGAGGAAGGCGGCCACAUCAAGCUGUCCUUGCGAAUAUGCGAGGUUGCCAAGCGGCCGGUGAUUGAACCCAUUGUGCGCAUGUAUGCCAUCAAGCAUGACACGCUUCCAGAGCCGACAGAACUCAUUGAUGUGGAUGUCCGUCAGAUGAUCCUGGAGACGCCGAACAUCGAGAUCGCAGACGGUAAGCUCUUCUUGACGCUGCCCACCAAGGUCGUCCAUCGGGUGGAUGCUGCAUCCCCGCUGGCGCCACCAGACCUCCAGGACCUCGAUGACUUCCAGUAUUGCAUCAACAGCUUGGACUACCUGGAGAUCCUGGUGGUUGUCAGCGCAAGCUGCCCUAUCACGGGUAACAUGCUGGAGGCUCGCCACUCCUACUCCAAAGAAAAUCUCCGCUACAAAAGCCGGCUGGCUCCCUGUGUCCGUGUAUUUGAUGGGGCGCACGAGGUUGAUUUCGAGGCCUUCCACCAGACGGUUCCACUCAAGUGA